UUGGCAAAAUGAUACAAAACAUCUUUUUCUGGAGGGGUAACAAAUCAAUUUUUUUCUCAAGGUGGAAAGAACUCGAUAACAGGGCAAAUUAGGAAUACAAUGUAUGCUAUUUUGGAUAUCUUAGACAUCCAAUCCAGCAACAAUACCACGCUAUUUGUGCUCAAAAGGUUUUGCAUAGUGUGACGAAUCAAAACGAAGCAAACAAUUCCCCAAAAAGACAAUCUGACAAGCAAGAACAGAGUGCAAAAACAAAAAUAACAUGUGGCAGUUGCUACUGCCCUCACCAGGGAUCGAACCUAGGACCUCAUCAUUACUAGUGAUGCGCUCUACCACUGAGCCAUAAGGGCGAACGUGCUUUGUCACGUGGAAGUGACGGUGCUUGUUCAUCUGAUAUUGCUGGGUUUCCACUGGCCACAGGGCAUGGUGCAUCCACUUCAACCCGCUACCAUAUCUCGACGUGGGUCCGCUUUGCCUUACAACCCGCAAAACAUCGUCAUCGCUCCGGUGCCGGAAUAUGUGGUGUCAUCCGACCAUGAAACAGGCGCACCUUUGCCCCCAGAGCGAGGCGGGCAUGCUUCCACAAAAUCACUGAACAGCAUGGCGCAAAAGUUCAACUUCCCAGCCGAAGCACCUUUGCGCCCGUCGCGCAAACUCCGCUUCGCCGAUGUGGCCGUCACGGCGACUGCAAAGGAGUUCGCCGGCAUCUACCGCGGCAAGCAGCAGCACGCACCCGACGUGGACGCCGUGCUGCAUCGGGCCUCGUCCGCCGGCGUAGCCAAGGUGAUGCUGACUGGAAUGUCUCUAUCCGACGUUUCGUUCAACCUGGACGUGGCGCGGCGACGCCCACCCGGCACCACGUUCGUCACCAUCGGCAUCCACCCCUACCACGCCGCCGAGCCGUACGCGGACGCCACCUCAACAACCCCAGAGGCGUAUUUUGACCAGCUAGCCGCAAAGAUCAGAGAGGUUCAGAGCGGCAGCCCCGGCGUGCUGGCGGCGUUUGGCGAGCUGGGUCUGGACUACGACCGGCUCGACGUCUGCGGCAAGGACGAGCAGCUGCGGAUGUUCAAGGCGCAGCUUGACCUGGUCGUGCGCGAGGGCUUCGACCUCCCGCUGUUCCUGCACUGCCGCGCCGCGUUUGCGGAUUUCGUCGACGUGCUGACCCCGUACCUGCCUCGGCUCCCGCGUGGGGGACUGGUGCACUCUUUCGUCGGGAGUAGGGAGGAGAUGGAAAUUCUGACGGGGCGGAUGGGGCUCGACGUUAGCGUUAACGGGUUCAGCUUCAAGGACGACCAAUGUCUGGACAUGGUCCGGCACGUGCCGCUCGAGAAGCUGCAGCUCGAGACGGAUGCGCCGUGGGGCGAGGUCCUGCCGGCUAUGAACGCGGUUGUUGCGAGGUACCUGGCCACCGUGCCGCCGUUGGAUUUUCAGAGCAAGAAGAGGGACAAGUUCGAGAUGGGAAAGAUGGUCAAGGGCCGUAACGAGAGCUGCUGCAUAGAUCGGGUGGCGUACGUCGUUGCGGGAUUGAAGGGUGUCGUUGUGGAGGAGGUUGCCGAGGCGGCUUGGAGGAAUUCGGUGGAUAUGUUCCGCUUGGAAACGGAUGUGGAAGAAACUGCAGCCUGACCGCUGUGGUCUUUGGUGGUUCACAUUGACCAUGCGCGGCGAUUGUGUCGCUGACUUGUCAAGUUCAAAAGGCAUUGUUCAUGGUCAUUGUGGCGGCAACGGCUAGAACGGCUGUGUCGAACCUAAGGUCUCACAAUGUGACCACUUGGAUACAAAAGUUCGCUUGACAAAGAAGACUAGUUCGGUUUACGCGAGGACAAGAAGAACACAUCAUGUUUAGCAGCAUUUGUGUUCAGUAAACCUGAUUCGCGACAUAUAUUCGGCGCUCGGAUUUUUUGUGGUGAUUCUGACAUCCCCAAGAUUAGUGUCAGGCUUGGUAUCUCGGUGAAAGAAUAGAGCAAGUUCAAGUUGAUACCAAGAAAGAUAAAAGGAGCCGACGCGGGGAGUGGAUCGCUGAUUCUGCCUCGCCUGUAAUCGACCUGAAUCUUGACCGAAAUGGCAGUUGGUGCAAGAUUUAGGCCAAUUGACGUCGAAACUUGAAUGACUCCCAGGUCGCCAAACCGCGGUCGUUGAAUCACUCUUACUUUGCCUCGUGAGUG
This is a messenger RNA of Pyricularia grisea, 2162 nucleotides long. RefSeq lists its product as uncharacterized. Gene Ontology annotation, molecular function: 3'-5'-DNA exonuclease activity. The transcript has 2 exons. NCBI's taxonomy places the organism in Eukaryota, Fungi, Ascomycota, Sordariomycetes, Magnaporthales, Pyriculariaceae. Bases 421 to 1623 code for a protein of 400 amino acids. The record is from RefSeq and is a predicted model, not a curated record. Gene Ontology annotation, cellular component: cytosol.